Molecule: messenger RNA, 496 nt
Organism: Pieris rapae (cabbage white)
Lineage: Eukaryota; Metazoa; Arthropoda; Insecta; Lepidoptera; Pieridae
Gene: RpL36
Product: 60S ribosomal protein L36
Exons: 4
Coding region: 128-475 (115 amino acids)
Biological process (GO): cytoplasmic translation
Cellular component (GO): ribosome; cytosolic large ribosomal subunit
Molecular function (GO): structural constituent of ribosome
Source: RefSeq, a predicted model, not a curated record
CUACAGAGCCACAGACUACAACUUUGACAGUCGACAGCUGUUAGAGAUAGAUGCCAAAAUUGAAAACAUUAACAAAGUAUUUGUCAAAUUAAAUAUCCUUUUUCGAUUAUUCUGUCAAAGAAUCAUCAUGGCUCCGAGGUUUGAAAUCGCGGUUGGUCUUAAGAAAGGCCACAAAACAACAAAGAUUUCCGGUGGAAAAAAAGGAAUUACAGAUAAAGCAAUUAGAAUUAGACCUGCUAGGUUGAAGGGUCUUCAAACAAAGCACUCCAAAUUUGUAAGGGAUUUGGUACGUGAAGUGGUUGGUCAUGCUCCUUAUGAAAAGAGAGUAAUGGAAUUGCUUAAGGUUUCAAAAGAUAAGCGCGCCCUUAAGUUCUUAAAGAGACGCCUAGGCACGCACAUUCGCGCCAAGAGGAAGCGUGAAGAGAUGAGCAACGUUCUUGUACAAAUGAGGAAGGCGGCCCAUCAUGCUCAUUAAUAAAUAAUAAUAUGUUUUAAA